GAGGAGUUGGCUCAGAAGAAGGCCCGCCUAGAAGCUAUUAGACAAGAAAGGCGACUCCGGGAAGAACAAAAAAGAACAUAUAAAGAUCAUAACACAGCAGGGAUUGAAAAUGCGGCUCCCAUCAGUGAUCUUCGGUCCGAAACAGAGGAAAUGCUUAAGACUCUUGGGCUCUCUUCUAGUCCACAGACUGAGGCUGCAAUUGAACAAAUACACGAUUUGAAAAAAAAUACCCUGGAAAAUCGCAAGUGGCUUCAUUCACACAACAGAAAUAAGAAGUUGCAGGUGGCAAGGGUUUAUGAGACUUCAAUUCCUCCACAUGAUAACGUUAGUUACUCUAAAGAAACCCAAACGAUUGAAGAAAUUAGUGGAAACGAUUGUGAGUGCAAUUUGCCUAUUGGGCUAGCCACCUACCUUGCACUCGGGCAAAGGACUUCUAUGGUAAGCAAUCUUCUUAAAAUUUAA
Protopolystoma xenopodis is the source of this 462-nucleotide messenger RNA. Lineage: Eukaryota; Metazoa; Platyhelminthes; Monogenea; Polystomatidea; Polystomatidae. The record is from the annotation of a GenBank genome assembly.